Chondrus crispus (carragheen) is the source of this 984-nucleotide messenger RNA. Its product is annotated as Translation initiation factor eIF3, subunit I. Gene Ontology annotation, cellular component: eukaryotic translation initiation factor 3 complex, eIF3m; cytoplasm. NCBI's taxonomy places the organism in Eukaryota, Rhodophyta, Florideophyceae, Gigartinales, Gigartinaceae. Gene Ontology annotation, biological process: cytoplasmic translational initiation. The transcript has a single exon. The coding region runs from base 1 to 984 and encodes 327 amino acids. The record is from RefSeq and is a predicted model, not a curated record. Gene Ontology annotation, molecular function: RNA binding; protein binding; translation initiation factor activity.
AUGCGCCCUCUCCUUCUCAAAGGUCAUGAAAGGCCGUUAACGCGAGCCAAGUUCAACAGAGAAGGAGAUCUUUUGUUCACAACAGCGAUGGAUAAGUCACCUAGUGUUUGGCGCUCCUCGAACGGCGAACGCAUUGGUACUUACAAAGGCCACAAUGGUGCUGUGCGCGACAUUUCUGUGACAUGGGACACAACUAGGGUCAUAACCGGCUCUGCGGACAACUCUGCAAUUCUUUGGAAUGCGGAGACCGGGGAAAAACUCCAUCAGUGGCACUUCAAGUCACCUGUCCGCUCUGUUGCCUUCAGCCCGGGUGAUGCCUACAUCGCAAUUGCAACUGCGAAACUCAUGGGACAGGCAUCCAACGUAUUUAUAUUUGCCCAUAACAAGAGCUCCAACGAGCAAACUGAGGAGCCGGUCAAGGUUCUAGAAGGGCAUGAAGGUACGAUUACCAGAGUGCUCUGGCACGCUUCGGCAGAAAUCCUCUUGACUGCGUCAGAAGAUAAAACGAUUCGAAAAUGGGAUGUUGAAGCUGGGGAGGAAAUCCAAUGCGUUACAGCUCACAAGAACGAUAUCAAGGAUUGUCAGUUCAGCGCAGACUACGCAAUGGUGAUUACAGCAUCAAAGGAUCACACGGCGAAGUUAUGGAGUUUCCACGACUUUAGUUUGCUUCGUACAUACACCGUAGAUCAUCCGGUUAACUCGGCAGCUGUGUCGCCCAUAUUUUCUCAUAUUUUACUUGGUGGUGGCCAGGAGGCAAGCCAAGUAACUACAACCGGUGAUCGCCAAGGCAAGUUCGAGGGAAAAAUCUUCCAUUUGGUCUAUGAAGAGGAGCUCGGACGCGUCAAGGGUCAUUUCGGGCCUAUCAAUACGGUAGCUUUCUCUCCUGACGGCAAACAGUAUGUGUCAGGAGGAGAGGACGGCUUCGUGAGAUUACAUGAUUUUGAUCCGGAUUACUUCACAAAAGGACAAGAAGGGCUUGUCUAA